AGCGGGGAUCUUGCGAGCGGCCUCCUCUCUCCGGAUGACGAGUGGCCGGAGAACAUGGAGUCGGGCAAGAUGGCGCCUCCCAAGAACGCUCCGAGAGACGCCUUGGUGAUGGCACAGAUCCUGAAGGACAUGGGAAUUACGGAGUACGAACCAAGGGUUAUAAACCAAAUGUUGGAAUUUGCUUUCCGAUAUGUGACUACAAUUCUGGAUGAUGCAAAAAUUUAUUCGAGCCAUGCUAAGAAACCUAAUGUUGAUGCAGAUGAUGUGAGACUGGCAAUUCAGUGUCGCGCUGAUCAAUCUUUUACCUCUCCUCCCCCGAGAGAUUUUUUACUGGAUAUCGCAAGGCAGAAAAAUCAAACCCCUUUACCUCUGAUUAAGCCAUAUGCAGGACCCAGACUGCCACCUGACAGAUACUGCUUAACAUCUCCAAACUAUAGGCUGAAGUCCUUAAUUAAAAAGGGACCUAACCAAGGAAGACUAAUUCCACGGUUAAGUGUUGGUGCUGUUAGUAGCAGACCUACCACUCCUACUAUAGCAACCCCACAAACAGUGUCUGUCACAAAUAAAGUUGCACCUCCAGUGUCAGUGGCAAGCCAAAGAUUUACGGUGCAGAUUCCACCUUCUCAGUCCACAUCUGUCAAACCAGUUCCUGCAACAACUGCAGUUCAAAAUGUUCUGAUUAAUCCUUCAGUGAUUGGACCCAAAAAUAUUCUCAUUACCGCUAACAUGGUUUCAUCGCAGACCACGGCCAGUGAAUCAAACCCAUUGAAGAGAAAACAUGAAGAUGAUGAUGACAAUGAUACUAUGUAAGGAAGAUAGCCUAAAUGCAUUUCAGACACAUAGAUGGUUUUGAGCCCAAUAUACUGAACUAGAACAUUCUAGAUCUUCUCAAGUUUUAUCUUAGAAAACUUAAAGGUAGCUGCAAUAUUUUUCAUAUUCAUGUAAACUGUUAGAGUUCUUAAGUAAAGCUGCCAAUGUUUUUUUCAUUAGGCUUCAAGUAGAAAAAGUUAAGCACUUGUUUAAUAGUCUCACUAAUGUUGAGUCCUACUAUGGCAAUUCAGUUUUUGGAAGCUGUUUUCUGCCAUGUGUCACUGACAGCAGCACUUACAUUUCAGUUUAUGCAGCCUGAUCAGUGAACUAAUCUUUAACAGCAUAAUUUCUAAUCUAUAUUCAAGUACUACUUUCUUUUGUGAGGUAAAAUAGUCACUUUUAUUGUCACCAGCUUUUACAAACAAUUCUCUCAAUUUAGUAAACAUUUUGGAGAGAGUGGAUUUAGGAUUCUACAUCCAGUUUUGAAUGUAUUUAAGUUGUUUCUUGGUGUUCCCUAAUCUCCUACCUCCUCAAACCCCGUUUCUAGAUCCCAUUUGUUUUCUGCACCAUCUCCUCCCCAUAGGCUUAAGUUUCUCCCCAUUGCUCUCAAAUUUAAAAGGCUGAAACUGGAAUUUAAAAAAAAAAACACAUUCCUGAUAAUACAGCUUAGUGCAUUUUCAUAUUUUUAAAACCUAUUUUAUAUGCCUUCUGUUCUACAGUUCACUUUAACCUGAAUGUGUGCAUUUGCUGAUUCUCUCCAUACCAGAGCAGUUGAGUUGUAUCCCUUACCUUUUAUGCCCAUUGAGCUUUACUCGCUUUUUGAUAGGUAGUUUUGACUCAGUUACAUUCAGUUUCAGUCUUAUAUUCCAAGUUGAUAACUCUACCAUGUUUCACAUUUCUCAAUUUAACAUAGGUGAUGCUAUAGCUUAAAAUUUGCCUUGAUAAGAAUAUUUACACUGGACCUAGGCAAAACCACUGAAGAGCAAGUGUUUCUUCCUUUUUACCACAUGCUUUGAUCACUACUGCUUGAACCUUCCUCCUAUUGGCAUAAUUCAGAUCAUUUUUCUAGUUUGUUGCUGAGGAUGUCAUACUUAAUAUGGGAUCACACCUCAAAGUUAUCUAAUGGUUUUCCUUCCUCUAGAAGGCCAACAACAAAAACAAAUUAGUGUGAUGUGAAUUGCACUUGGAUACACUCUGCAUAGAUUCCCCAGUAAUGUUACUGAACACCUUUUCCUUUUUUCCAUUUAUACACAUCUAAACACCCUAUUGGGAAAGAGUGCAAAGCUUUCAAAAAUAUAAACAGGUUUGUGCAGUUUCUGUAUAAGCAAAUUCGACGUAUUCAUCUUAAGAGUACUUUUGCAGAAUUUUCUGAAGUGAAUUUUCAAUUUGAGGAUUUUCAAAAUUUAAAAUACAAGUAAGUUUCAUCUGAGAGAAAUAGUCCAGUAAUAAGGAAGAAAUGUCUCAUCAUAUUUUGAGUGGUUUUGGAUAUUAGGAAAAGGUGGUAUCAAACUUAUAAAAACAGAUCUGAUCAACAUCAUAGGAGAGAAAAGUUCAUUAUAUGUAGCAUAGGAUAUCAUUACUUGAAUGUUCUCAGGGAGGCAGCAUGUCAAAAGGCCUAGGUUCUAAACCUAGCUCCGUCAUUUACCAACUGUGUGACCUUACUUCACCUCUGAGCCUUGUUCUCACUAGUAAUAGGAAAGUAACACCAACCCUGCCUACCUCACAGGGAUGUUGUGAGGGUUUAAUUGGUAUAUGUGAAAGUUCUUUCAAAAUUGUAUAAUGCUAUAUAACUAAGGAAUUGUUAAUGUAUUUGUUCCAAGAUUAUUAAUUAAAAAGUUGACUGUA
Miniopterus natalensis is the source of this 2655-nucleotide messenger RNA. RefSeq names its product TATA-box binding protein associated factor 9b (gene TAF9B). The record is from RefSeq and is a predicted model, not a curated record. Lineage: Eukaryota; Metazoa; Chordata; Mammalia; Chiroptera; Miniopteridae. Gene Ontology annotation, biological process: DNA-templated transcription initiation. Gene Ontology annotation, molecular function: RNA polymerase II general transcription initiation factor activity; protein heterodimerization activity. Gene Ontology annotation, cellular component: transcription factor TFIID complex.